UUUAUUUCUCCUUUUCAAAGAAAUGUCCAAAGCGCAUAAGUUACCAAGAGUUGACUUUAUGCGCCGAAUCGUGGACGACUUCCUUUUCCGCCUAUAUAGGCCCCCAACCGAAGCUAUCUGAGGGAAACUCGAAGGAUAUCUUCGAAAAAACCCUAACAAUGGGGUUCGUUAAAGUUGUGAAGAACAAGGCAUACUUCAAGCGAUUUCAAGUGAAAUUCAGGAGGAGGCGUGAGGGCAAGACAGACUACUUUGCUAGGAAGCGCCUCGUCAUCCAAGAGAAGAACAAGUACAAUACUCCCAAAUACAGGCUUAUUGUACGCUUCACAAACAGGGACAUCAUUUGCCAGAUAGCAUACGCCAGGAUCGAAGGUGAUCACAUUAUUUGCAGUGCAUAUUCACAUGAACUGCCAAAAUAUGGCGUGAAGGUAGGGCUGACCAAUUAUUCUGCUGCUUACUGCACCGGAUUGCUGCUCGCAAGAAGGCUGCUGAAGCAGUUUAACCUGGACACAGUGUAUGCUGGCCAGACAGAGGUGGAUGGUGAUGAGUACUACGUUGAGGAUGUUGAUGGUGAGGCUGGAGCCUUCAGGUGUUAUCUGGAUGCUGGUCUUGUCCGAACUUCCACUGGUGCCCGUGUCUUCGGUGCAUUGAAAGGUGCAGUGGAUGGAGGAUUAGAUAUCCCCCACAGCACAAAGCGUUUCCCUGGAUACGAUGGGGAGAGCAACGAGUUCAAUGCUGAGGUUCACCGCAACCAUAUCUUUGGCAAGCAUGUAGCUGGAUAUAUGGCACAUCUACAGGGUGAGGAUGAGGAUGCCUACAAGAGGCAGUUCUCCAGGUUCAUCAAGAAUGGCCUUACUUCAGAAAAUCUGGAAGAGAUGUACAAGAAGAGUCACGCUACCAUCCGAGCCAAUCCGGACCGUGCAACAAAGCAGAAGAAGGAACCAGCUGGCAAGGUGAAGAGGUGGAACCGAUCCAAGAUGAGUCGUCUCCAGAGGGAGGACCGAGUGAAACAGCGAAAGGCGAACUUCCUCAAAGCUUUGGAGGCAGCCGACUAAAUUUCACCCCUGUGAUAUGUGCUAAAAACACUAUAAAUAAAUCUGUCUAUGCCCAGA
Mizuhopecten yessoensis (Yesso scallop) is the source of this 1109-nucleotide messenger RNA. RefSeq names its product 60S ribosomal protein L5-A-like. The transcript has 8 exons. Gene Ontology annotation, cellular component: cytosolic large ribosomal subunit; ribosome. NCBI's taxonomy places the organism in Eukaryota, Metazoa, Mollusca, Bivalvia, Pectinida, Pectinidae. Bases 159 to 1052 code for a protein of 297 amino acids. Gene Ontology annotation, biological process: translation; ribosomal large subunit assembly. Gene Ontology annotation, molecular function: structural constituent of ribosome; 5S rRNA binding. The record is from RefSeq and is a predicted model, not a curated record.